AUAGUUGAGAUUUCGAUAUCAGGCAUUUCUGGGGGCGGUGGCGUGAAUAUGGUGAUGCUUUUUGAAACUGAGAUUAUUAUCUGAUUCGUCAAUCUCGUCCUUAUCUUAUCAACUGGAUCUGAGCUGUUUCUUCAAACAUUAUUUCUGUGUUUUUUGGGAAAUAGAGGUUUCUUGGAGUGGGAAGAAAUCUUUGUAAUUUUCUAACGAAUUUGGGUCCUCUUGAAAGUGGAUAAAGGGGGGAUUCUUGCUGGUAUUUUGAACUGGGUCUGAUCUGUUUUUCACAAUUUGUGGAUUUUUGACUAAAAAAAUUGUUUUGAAGGAGAGGAGUAUUAGGUUUUCAUUAGGCUUUCGGGAGUGUCUUAAAAUUGGGUGAAGGUGUUCGUUUUGUUACCAUCGACUAAUUUCCUGAAAUGAAUUUGAGGUGUUCUAGGUGAUUCUGUUUACACAGAAGGAUGCGAUAGUUGGUAUUUUUUUGGUAACUUUUUUCUUAUUUAGUUUAUGGGAUUUGACGAUAUUUGAUUUUGUUUAAGAUGGGAUUAAGCGGUGAUAGCUUGGAGGUGGGGUCUUGGGAGGUGGGGAAAUCAAAGGGGAGGAAGAAGAAGAAUGGUGAUGCUGAGGAGGAGACUGGCUGUUGGAUUAAGUUGAGAUAUAUUGGUAGCUGUAUUUCUUCAAGAUCAAAAGUUGAUAGCUCACUUAGUGGCAUCAGCACUCAUGAAAGUAAAUCUACAGACGAUACUAGCAGAGGUGAACCAGUUGUCCCUGUAAUUUCUUUCACCACCACGAGCAAUGCUGAAAGCCAUGCUUCUAGCUCCAAACUUGAAGAGGAACUUAAAGUUUUUUCUCAGCUACGAAAAUUCACAUUCAAUGAUCUCAAGGUAGCCACAAGAAAUUUUAGGCCGGAAUCUCUUCUUGGUGAAGGGGGAUUUGGUUGUGUAUUUAAAGGAUGGAUUGAAGAAAAUGGAACAGCACCAGUGAAACCCGGGACGGGACUUACCGUUGCUGUGAAAACCCUAAAUCAUAAUGGGCUUCAGGGUCACAAAGAAUGGCUGGCUGAAAUAACUUAUCUGGGUAACCUCCUUCAUCCUAAUCUGGUUAAAUUAAUUGGUUACUGUAUUGAGGACGAUCAAAGACUGCUAGUUUAUGAGUUCAUGCCUAGAGGAAGCUUGGAGAACCAUUUAUUUAGAAGGUCUCUGCCUCUUCCAUGGUCUGUCAGGAUGAAAAUUGCUUUGGGUGCUGCCAAGGGUCUUACUUUUCUUCAUGAGGAAGCGGAAAGGCCAAUUAUAUGUCGUGAUUUUAAGACCUCUAACAUCCUAUUAGAUGCAGAGUAUAAUGCCAAACUUUCUGAUUUCGGACUUGCUAAAGAUGCUCCGGAUGAAGGGAAAACUCACGUUUCCACACGUGUGAUGGGAACAUACGGUUAUGCAGCUCCGGAAUAUGUCAUGACCGGGCAUCUUUCAUCAAAGAGUGAUGUCUAUAGCUUUGGUGUUGUUCUUCUUGAAAUGCUUACGGGUAGAAGAUCAAUGGACAAAAACCGGCCUAAUGGAGAGCACAACCUCGUGGCAUGGGCCAGGCCUUAUCUGACUGACAGGAGACGAUUUUAUCAUGUGAUAGAUCCUCGACUUGAAGGUCAUUUUUCCAUAAAAGGUUCUCAAAAAGCUGCAGAAUUGGCAGCACGUUGCCUUAGCCGGGAUCCCAAAGCCAGGCCUCAGGUGAGUGAGGUCGUCAAUGCCUUGAAGCCUUUGCUGAACCUCAAGGACAUGGCCAGCUCAUCGUACUCCUUUAAGACAAUGCAAGCCGAACGUGUUAGACCCAGCCAAAAUGCUAACAAUGGGCUUUGGACUCGAGGAUCGUUCAUGAAAAACGAUCAACAACAUCCACGAAGCCUCUCAAUACCGAAUGGUUCGCAUGUUUCUCGACACCAGCAGUCCGCUAAUAAUUCACCAAAGCCAGAUGGUAAACCGUAGAACUGGAUUGGAACAUGUGUUCCUUCUCCAAGUUUUUGACCAUUCUUUUUUCGUAUAGCGUGUUGAAGAACAAGUAUUGUGCAAUUCUCAACCACUUGUAGGAGGAGAUAAUGGAGAUCGUGUUGCAUUUGUUCGCUAAUCUGUUAUUUAAAUUCAAAUUCAAAUAUCAUGAUGUGUAGAUUAGAGUUAUCAUGGUAUCCUUUGUUACAAUAUAAAUACACAUGCACAUAGUUCAGUUUGAAUGACAAAAAAUAUAUGCAGACUUCUAUUUCA
Messenger RNA from Olea europaea var. sylvestris, 2237 nucleotides. RefSeq names its product probable serine/threonine-protein kinase PIX7. Gene Ontology annotation, biological process: protein phosphorylation. The coding region runs from base 531 to 1964 and encodes 477 amino acids. Gene Ontology annotation, molecular function: ATP binding; protein kinase activity. The transcript is spliced from 6 exons. Lineage: Eukaryota; Viridiplantae; Streptophyta; Magnoliopsida; Lamiales; Oleaceae. The record is from RefSeq and is a predicted model, not a curated record.